Molecule: messenger RNA, 825 nt
Organism: Scophthalmus maximus (turbot)
Lineage: Eukaryota; Metazoa; Chordata; Actinopteri; Pleuronectiformes; Scophthalmidae
Gene: ndufab1b
Product: NADH:ubiquinone oxidoreductase subunit AB1b
Exons: 5
Coding region: 48-512 (154 amino acids)
Biological process (GO): fatty acid biosynthetic process
Cellular component (GO): mitochondrion
Molecular function (GO): acyl carrier activity; acyl binding
Source: RefSeq, a predicted model, not a curated record
UCUUCUUCGCCCUGCGCGCCGGGAGCCACCAGUCACUCGUCUCCAUCAUGGCGGCCCGUGUCCUGACUCAGUGCGUCCGCUCAGUCGUCCGGCCCUCGCUGCGGCUCCGCCCCGGCGGCCUGGCGCUCAGAGCCGCUGCGGCCCCGGCAGCAGCCGUCCACCGACCCAUCUCCUUCACCGCGGACAGCCGGAGGACGCGGUGGCUCAGCCCGGUGUCCUCGGUGGGCGUCUCGUGCAGACAGUAUGGAGACCUGCCCCCGCUCACCUUGGAGACCAUCAAAGACCGCGUCAUCUAUGUGCUCAAGCUCUACGACAAGAUCAACCCGGAGCAGCUGCAGACAUCCUCCCACUUCAUGAAAGACCUGGGUCUGGACAGCUUGGACCAGGUGGAGAUCAUCAUGGCCAUGGAGGAUGAGUUUGGUUUUGAGAUCCCAGAUGCAGAAGCAGAGAAGUUGAUGACUCCUGAGGAGAUUGUACAGUACAUCGCAGACAAGAAGGAUGUUUAUGAAUAAUCUGUUCUAUAGCUCACAACAGAGAGAGUUUGACCCCAGCGUGACCCAAACAGGAAGUACUUGUGACGCAGAUGGGGGCCAAAGCAUUUUCACACUUCCUCCCUGUCAGCUCUUCUGUCUUGUAACGGCGUCAGCUGCGGUGUCUUGUGUUUAACUGUAUUUAAAUGGACAUGUGUUUUGGGAGCCUGGAGAUAAAACUAAAUAAUACACAAGGUUAUCUCACAAAUUUGAGUUUUUGUUCUUCUUCAGCUCCACCCUGUGGUUCCGAUGUAUAAUUUCUCAUGAAUAGAUCAAUAAAGACACAUGCUGUGUA